CGCUAGGUCCUCAGCCACUCAGUACUACCCCCCUUUCCCCCUUGGCUCAUGGCCUCCUUGCAGACGCAUCAAUGUAAACCACUUUUGCCUGGUGUCACAUUGGCACAUCCUGGCGAGUCCCUCGCUAGUUACGAUCAUUCAAGACGCCGGAUUUUCAUAGGACCCAUGCCAGAGAAAGAUGCCUCGAAGGAUACCAUCCACACAGACUUGGAUUCAUCCAACAGAAAGGUUACAAAUCAAAUAUUAAGGUGGCUGCAUUCAAGCGAUGAAGAAAGUGAUGGGGCCGACGAAUUGUCCACAUCGUUCCUCCAAAACCAUGCAUAUCGAAGUUUCCUCCACAGAGGUGGGAGAAAGGAAGAUUGGGGACAGCAAGCUGAGACGGAUGAGCGACAGAACAUGUGGAAGCGGUGGCAAGAAAGCGAAUGGGGCGGAUCUUUGACGCAUCACAAAAAGGACGCUGGUACUAGUACCACACAACGUUGGGUAGGGGGAAGCUUCGAAAUCGGAAACGUGUUAGGUGUAAACGUUCUCGACAGCCAUCCGACAUCACUUCUACAGGCUAAUCAAACCUGUCCCGAAGUUCAAAUUGAUGCCCCCUCCCCAACCGAGCCCCCUUCUACGGUAGGCGGUCAAACAUUUGUCACAGCUGGGACAGAGCUUUCUCCUGGCGCAGUUCUUACCUCUCAAGCAUCGAUAUCUACUUCCUUGACUGCUGGCGCUGGUUUCUUCACCACUGGCAUGGCUCCCGAGAAUAGAUCCUCCGCUAACGACAUUAGUACUGCACCCCCAGAGGACCCUCAACGACCUACUAUCCUAAAGGGAAAGAAGUCUUUGGUGCACAUGAGCGCAAAUAAACGAAAGACAUCAUUCUUCAUUGGUGGUCAUGCAACCACUCCAAAAAGCUCGAACUCCCAGCUCGCGCCGGUUGGCUUGGACAAGGGGAAGGGGAAGGAUAGAAGCUUUUACUAUGCUGACGAGGGGACUUCCUCAAACUCGCAGAUCCUAACUGAUGCCAACGAUAUCCCCGCACCUCCUGCGACUGUCCUUGCAAGAAGUGGAAGUGAAGUGAAUGAAACUAGCACAGGAGCUACCUUAAAGACUACCUCACGUGAACACUAUCAGAGUAAAGAGCGGGCAAAUAUCGUACUCCGAGACCGAAUGCUUGUUAGAGUCAGCUACACAAAAUCAGAGUCACUACCUUGCCACUUUGAUGAAGUUCAGAAUCGUACGACUCGUCUUAGAUACGAGGAUUGGGCUGAAUUUCUGGUGGUCUGGCGAGGAGAGCGGCUCGAAAUCUACGAAGACUAUACCUUGCCUGGGAAAGAGCAUAUCACUGGACAUAAACAUCUCGCGUUCAUAAUACCCCUUCAAUCUCAACGAACACAUUCCACCCUUUAUUCCUUCACCGACUUCACUUUCUGUAUCUUGUGUCCACGCGCACCAGUCCGUAACAACCAAUCGAAAACCCAAGCCCUAUUUGAUCGCCUACGAGAAGGGACUAAUGUGUUCGUUUUCAAGCCGAAGUGUCGUACAAGGGCUAUGGACUGGUGCUGGCAGUUAUGGCGUCAUCUGGGCGGCAAAAUACCCACUUCUAUCGAGAUUAGGUGUCCGGCCAUCGGUACACGCGUUGAUUUGGAUGUUCCUGCCGUCGACGAAGUCAAUAUUGACAAGGCCUAUCAUAUGUUCAGUAGGAAAAAUAUCAUCGAUACUGUCAGGAAGUCUCUGGCUUCAUCUUGUGGCUCUCAUGAGGUCGCAUCCCGUGACUGGAACCAUGUAGUAGAACGUAAAAUUGCGGCAGGCACAACCCUUCAGUUAGCGUGGAACUUGGAGGCAAAGCUUGACUGGGUUUGGAAGGAGGAAGAUGUGAUGGGCCAGCCUAGACCGUGGGCUGUCCUCUGCGGGUUGGCGAUGCAACAGGGAACGAAACGAGCACACCUUGAGCUUAGGCUUGGCCAACACUAUCCGGGUACAAUUCACCUAACCGAUGGGACAAAGGUACACGAACCUCCAUGUAUAGAGGGGUAUCUCGAUCGCAUCAAACCCAGCAGUCAAGGUAAACAACAUAUUUACCUUACUUCGCAUGACGGCCACCUUUUUGCCCUUUGGCCCUCGAAUUCUCACGCUCCUGUCCCCCCAAACGUUUAUUUAUCUCGUGCACUAUCGUCGCACCAUAAUGAAUCACUGGAAUACACUCGGGCUUUUCGUGAGGCCGAGGUCGCACGAGGGGCAUCUCAAAUUGCGGCCGCAUUUGAAGCUUUCGACCUGCGGAAUAUAAAGCAGAUCCGCCGGGCGACCCACGAAACCAUCGAUCAUGAUGCUAGGACCCAUGCCACGGCUAUUGUAGCUGGUGGAUCUGUGGGAAACCAAGACAUUCUGACUAACGACGAGGUUGAUAUCGGUGGAGCCGAGGGUCUUGCGCAAGCUCGUGACAAAAAUCAGCUGCGUGUCAGACGCUGCUUCGAAAUCAUCAUGAUAUCUGGGCGCGUGAUCCGAUUUGAGACAUAUUCUUGCCAGACGAGUCAAGAAUGGGUCGACCGACUACGCGCACUUGUCGAAUACUGGACACAGCGGUAUCACACUGGCGCUCGAGAUGAGAUGAAUAUAUCUUACUCUACACGCCAUCGUCCCCCCGUCACUCCGCAUGUUACUAAGCAUGCGUUCUGUAAUGGGGAGAAAAUCCCGACAGCACCCGUUGGAGAUGCAGAAUUUAUGCCCGAACUGGGCUUAUUGUAUCAUUGGUGUAUGCUGGACAACUGUAGAAGCUUACUCAAGAGUGGCCGCGCAUUCACACGGAAGGGGUUCCGGGGACAGUACAAGCUCGUGCAGUUGUUCCUAGUUGCGGGACGUCUCCUUCAAUACCAAGUCUCGCGAAACUCAUUUCUCCGCCAGAAGAGCAGGGAGAUCAAUCUAAUGGAUUGCUAUGUUUGUUCAGGGUACUUGGCUGUUCUUGCCUUACGGCCAGACGAGUAUCACCCUGAAACUCCUAGUGCUGCCCGUCGUUACUUUGACGGAUUCGAAGCCGAUGACCCAGAAGAAGAUGUGCUCUUUGCUAUCUGGUACCGUAAAAGUAGGGACGAAUCUGCGGACAGUGUGCCUUCCCUCUCGGCAAAGCACAAGGUCAUUGUCUUCAGGACAAGAAGCAGAGUUGAAAGGGAUGCGUGGUGUUGGGCGCUAGGGUGCGAAAUCGAGAAGCUCGCUAGGGCAAAUAAAGAAAGGGAAGCGAAACUCAGAGACGCCGGAGGACUUGUAGAGAUGUCUGUUCUUGAAGGCUGAACAUUGUACUACAGACUGUAUUCCACUCAUAUAUAAUGAAGUCGUAGGCCAUG
Messenger RNA from Suillus bovinus, 3326 nucleotides. RefSeq lists its product as uncharacterized. Lineage: Eukaryota; Fungi; Basidiomycota; Agaricomycetes; Boletales; Suillaceae. The transcript has 7 exons. Gene Ontology annotation, biological process: protein localization to prospore membrane; ascospore-type prospore membrane formation. Gene Ontology annotation, cellular component: prospore membrane. The record is from RefSeq and is a predicted model, not a curated record. Bases 49 to 3273 code for a protein of 1074 amino acids.